Molecule: messenger RNA, 1089 nt
Organism: Durusdinium trenchii
Lineage: Eukaryota; Dinophyceae; Suessiales; Symbiodiniaceae
Source: the annotation of a GenBank genome assembly
AUGGACUUCGUGCUCGACGGCGGGGAUCCCUCACAGGUGGAAACGGCCUCGGAGCAGAUGCUCGCAGCCAACUAUUUCACCGCCUCCUUGGAAAUGGACCAUGCACGUGCGGUGGCCACGUCCUCCAGCGUGCGACGCCUGGAGGGGGAUCACCCCGGGCGACGGCUACAGCAGAGGCUCUGGAGAGUGAACUGGCAGGCCUUUGUCUAUGAGCAGCUGGAAGAUGAGGCGAUCAGCAAGGUGGCCGGGCUCCGUAGCGACACGUCGCAGUUCUCAGCGGAACUCCUGACGCAGUUGCAGGCGCUGGGGAUUGAUGCUGGCUUUAGCAGCUUCCAGCUUGUGGAGCUGAGCGAUCCAGAACGGGUCUCCAUUUCUUUGAUCUCCACUUCCACGACCUCUUCGACCUCGAGCACGACCACCACUUCUUCCUCGACUUCGAGCAGCACCAGUUCCAGCAGCACCAGCAGCAGUAGCAGCACCUCCACCACUUCGACGCUCUUCCCGCUGCUGAUUGACAGUGCGGAGAUGACCCAAGGGUACUCCACGAUCCUCCUGACCUUCAACGAGCCCGCCCGCUUGACGGACACCGGAGGGCGGCGCCUGGCCUCGCCGGAGCCGGAGGGCGACGUGGCCUGCGACACCGUCUUCGCCGCGAGCACGAUGGCGAAGCUGGGAGCGUUCCCCGAGUGCAAAUGGCUGGCGAAUGGGCGCAAUAUCCAAGUGACGUUGGGCAGCAGCCCGACGAUCGUUCUUGGUGACAGCGUGGAGACACUGCCACUGGUCCUGACCACCAACUUCAAGGUGGUGGACCUCCCAGUGAAGCCCACACCCGCCUUGGUCUCCAACCUCUUUAGCAACGAUCCUUUGGUGCAACCCACUGCUGCAGUCUUGGCCUCACCGCUGAGCGUCCAGGAAUGUGGCCGAGUCUCGGUCUCGGCCUCGACGUCUCUGGGCGGUGCUGGCCGGCCCAUGGGCGCGGUGUGGAGCUUCGGGAACCGUAGCACUGCAGCGCUAGCGCAGCAGCUGCAGGUGUGGAUCUGGGAGCGGACAUCCCGCAAGAGGUGUUCUACACAGCGGUGCAGGCCGUGA